Messenger RNA from Syngnathus acus (greater pipefish), 928 nucleotides. It is a transcript of the gene nxt2, whose product is annotated as nuclear transport factor 2-like export factor 2. The transcript is spliced from 4 exons. The record is from RefSeq and is a predicted model, not a curated record. The coding region runs from base 144 to 575 and encodes 143 amino acids. Lineage: Eukaryota; Metazoa; Chordata; Actinopteri; Syngnathiformes; Syngnathidae. Gene Ontology annotation, cellular component: nuclear pore central transport channel. Gene Ontology annotation, biological process: protein import into nucleus.
AGGAAGUAAAUAAGCGUCUAUGCCAACGCCAAGCAAGCGUCAAAUCAAGCAAUUUGAAAUAAUACAACGAACAUUGCUGUGUUGUAAAUCUCUUGCUAACGCUUUUAUUUCAUUCCGAGACAUAGCAGACAUUUUUUUUGCUCAUGGCAGCGAUGUUGGAUUUCAGGACUCAUGUGGACCAGUCUUGCAGGUAUUCGGAGGAGUUCGUCAACAUAUACUACGACUGCAUGGAUAAGAAAAGAAGGAACCUCACCAGACUCUACCUGGAUAAGGCGACCUUGGUGUGGAAUGGAAACACUGUGUCCGGACUAGUUGCCCUGGGAGAGUUCUUUGAGGCACUGCCCUCUAGCGAGUUCCAAAUCCAAACACUGGAUUGUCAACCAGUUCACGAUCAAGCAACUCAAGGUCAGAUGACUCUACUUGUAGUCACCGGCGGAACAGUCAAGUUUGAAGGGAACAAGCAGCGUUUCUUCAACCAGAAUUUUCUUUUAACGGCUCAGGCGUCUCCAAACAACGAUCAACCUGUGUGGAAGAUUGCUAGUGACUGUUUUCGUUUUCAAGACUGGAAUAGCUGAUUGUCCUCAGCUAAAUUGUCUUUUGAUGUAUAUAGAUUUGUAAUGGGAAGAGAGGUGGAAUGAGAUCCACAUUUAGUAUGAAAAGGGUUUUAUUUUCAAGAAUAGCUUGAACAGUAAGGCCUGUGAUUAGGAUGAGUAGUUUGUGUACAGUAUACAAACAAGUUCAUGAAAAUACAUACAAACACGAUACUGACUUGAUCAGUUUCCCCUUUACAAAGGCUAAAGGUGUAGCUGCUGCCACCAAGCAUGGUCUUUAGCCAUUUAUCGUGAACAAAGUAACCUGCUCAGCAUGUGCUGAAAGUGCAAGCAAAAAUCCUUUUGGCAUUGUCCCAAAAUAAAACAUCUGCUCUUGG